Molecule: messenger RNA, 1428 nt
Organism: Punctularia strigosozonata HHB-11173 SS5
Lineage: Eukaryota; Fungi; Basidiomycota; Agaricomycetes; Corticiales; Punctulariaceae
Exons: 8
Coding region: 52-1341 (429 amino acids)
Biological process (GO): protein neddylation
Cellular component (GO): nucleus; cytoplasm
Molecular function (GO): NEDD8 activating enzyme activity
Source: RefSeq, a predicted model, not a curated record
UGAUCACCGCAGGCUCAACGAGCAUCUGGUGGCAACCACUGAACGUUGACAAUGACUGAAGUCAACGGCACUGCGAGCACUAGCGACUGGCAAGAUCGCUACUACCAUGUCGACCAGAUCCUUGACAAGCCCGGUCCGAGGACUGAUCCCGAGUUCAUGGCGGGCGACGGCGUGAAAGAGUUUCUGCGUAACAAGUGCAAGAUACUCGUCAUCGGCGCCGGUGGUCUGGGGUGCGAGAUCCUGGCCAACUUGGCAUUGUCUGGCUUCAAGGACAUCCAUGUAAUAGACAUGGACACUAUCGACAUCAGCAACCUGAACAGGCAGUUUCUUUUCAGGCAAAAGGAUGUCGGGAAGCCCAAGGCGAUAGUUGCUGCAGAGUAUAUCAUGAACCGCGUACCUGGAGUGAAGGUCACACCUUACUUCGGCAAGAUCCAGGAUAAGGACGACGAUUAUUACAUGCAGUUUAAUCUCGUCAUCUGCGGUCUUGAUUCUGUGGAGGCGCGUCGAUGGAUCAAUGCUACUCUAGUCAACCUCGUAGAUCCGGAGAAUCCGGAAAGUCUGAAACCGCUCAUAGACGGUGGCACCGAAGGAUUCAAGGGUCAAGCUCGUGUGAUCUUGCCAACGGUUACAUCUUGCUACGAAUGCUCGCUCGAUAUGCUCAACAAGCCGACUGCAUUCCCGAUAUGCACCAUUGCGAACACGCCCAGGUUACCAGAACACUGUAUUGAAUGGGCGUCGGUAUUGGAGUGGCCGCGGGUGCACGGAGAUAAGAAGAUGGAUACGGAUGAUCCUGAUCACAUUGGCUGGCUAUACAAAGUCGCGUCGGCUAGGGCGAAGGAGUUCAACAUCGAAGGGGUGACAUGGUCACUGACUCAAGGUGUGGUGAAGAACAUUAUCCCUGCGAUCGCUUCUACGAAUGCGAUCAUUGCAGCCGCCUGCUGUAACGAAGCGUUCAAGAUCGCGACGAGCUCCGCGGCCUACCUCAACAAUUAUUUCAUGUUGAUUGGGACAGAGGGUGUUUAUUCGUAUACCUUUGUGCACGAGAAGCGUGAUGAAUGUCCUGUAUGUGGCGGUGAAUCUGUCGACAUCACCAUCAGUCGCGAAUGGACCGUGGACCGCCUCAUCGAAAUGCUCGUAGAGAAACAGGAUAUUCAAAUCAAGAAACCCUCGCUUUCGACGCCCACCAAACAAAUCUAUUUCCAGGCCCCUCCACAGCUUGAGGAAGCUACCAGGCCAAACCUUGAGAAGAAGGUGUCCGAGUUGGUCCCCGACGGAGGCGAGGUGACCGUAACCGCGACUACCUUGCCGUUCAGCCUAUCAUUGCACAUCAACUACUCGUGACUUACGGGGUAGCUUAUAGAUACUUAUAGAUAUCAGGGAGUCCAUAUAACAAUAUGUAAUAUACCAGCCACUGCUGUCGUCCUCUGC